AUGGAUUAUGGUCACAUACUGCGACCUGGGGAACACUACAUGGAGUAUGGUCACAUACUGCGACCUGGGGAACACAACAUGGAGUAUGGUCACAUACUGCGACAUGAGGAACACUACAUGGAGUAUGGUCACAUCCUGCGACAUGAGGAACAUAACAUGGAGUAUGGUCACAUACUGCGACAUGAGGAACACAACAUGGAGUAUGGUCACAUACCGCGACCUGGGAAACACUACAUGGAGUAUGGUCACAUACUGCGACAUGAGGAACAUAACAUGGAGUAUGGUCACAUACUGCGACAUGAGGAACACAACAUGGAGUAUGGUCACAUACCGCGACCUGGGGAACACUACAUGGAGUAUGGUCACAUACUGCGACCUGGGGAACACUACAUGGAGUAUGGUCACAUACUGCGACAUGAGGAACACAACACGGAGUAUGGUCACAUACCGCGACCUGGGGAACACUACAUGGAGUAUGGUCACAUACUGCGACAUGAGGAACACUACAUGGAGUAUGGUCACAUACUGCGACCUGGGGAACACUACAUGGAGUAUGGUCACAUACUGCGACAUGAGGAACACUACAUGGAGUAUGGUCACAUACCGCGACCUGGGGAACACUACAUGGAGUAUGGUCACAUACCGCGACAUGAGGAACACUACAUGGAGUAUGGUCACAUACUGCGACCUGGGGAACACUACAUGGAGUAUGGUCACAUACUGCGACCUGGGGAACACAACAUGGAGUAUGGUCACAUACUGCGACAUGAGGAACACUACAUGGAGUAUGGUCACAUACUGCGACCUGGGGAACACUACAUGGAGUAUGGUCACAUACCGUGA
Haliotis rubra (blacklip abalone) is the source of this 843-nucleotide messenger RNA. RefSeq names its product histidine-rich glycoprotein-like. The coding region runs from base 1 to 843 and encodes 280 amino acids. Lineage: Eukaryota; Metazoa; Mollusca; Gastropoda; Lepetellida; Haliotidae. The transcript has a single exon. The record is from RefSeq and is a predicted model, not a curated record.